This is a messenger RNA of Ictidomys tridecemlineatus (thirteen-lined ground squirrel), 4545 nucleotides long. NCBI's taxonomy places the organism in Eukaryota, Metazoa, Chordata, Mammalia, Rodentia, Sciuridae. The record is from RefSeq and is a predicted model, not a curated record.
ACAGCAACAAAGAGCUUGCUGAGCGGAGAGCGGCCGCGAGAGCUCGCCUUGAAGCCACCGCAUCAGCUCCCGGAGCUGCGCGUCAGCUGGAGGAAGCAGAGAAGGAGUUCUGGGGGAGGGAAGAGGGCAGAAGAUGGCCAGGAGGAGAAAAAACCCCAGCAUCAAGGAAGAGUCAUCAGAAACUCCUCCCAAUGAGGAAGAGGACCUUGGUGAAUCAAAGUCAUCUGAGCCAGAAUUCAGGAGGCCUGUUGUCGAGAGGAAUUUUACAGAUGUUCUGUGCUGCAUAAUCUUCCUACUGUUUAUUAUGGGCUACAUUGUUGUAGGACUUGUGGCCUGGGUACACGGCGACCCCAGGAGAGUGGCCUAUCCUACAGACAGCAAGGGCCACUUUUGUGGCCAGAAGGGUACCCCCAAUGAGAACAAGACCAUUUUGUUUUACUUUAACCUGUUAAGAUGUGCCAAGCCUUCUAUUCUGUUCGGCCUACAGUGCCCUACCACACAGAUCUGUGUCUCCAAGUGCCCAGAAAAAUUUUUAACCUACGUGGAAAUACAAAUUUCGUACAAAGGAAAUAAUAGUAAUUGGCUAUACUACAGUCAAUUCUGCCAACCUACUGCUGAACCUGAAAAGAGGUGUUUGCCUGACUUCUCAACCAAAAAUGGCUCUUUAACUGUAGGAAAUAAGAUGCUGUUUGAAGAUGGAAGUGGAAAAACAAGAAAUGUACUAGAACUCAGGGAGGCUUCAAAUGCUGUCAAUAAAAUCCUUGAUGCAAGGUCAAUUGGAUCAAAAGUGUUUGAGGACUACGCAGUGACGUGGUAUUGGAUCCUCCUAGGCCUAUGUACUGCUAUGAUCCUUAGUUGGACAUUUCUGAUACUCCUCAAAUUCAUAGCUGGAUUCCUCUUCUGGAUAUUUGCAUUUGGUGUACUUGGAAUUGUAGGAUAUGGAAUAUGGUACUGUUACGAGGAAUACAACAAUCUUCAGCACCAUCCAAAUUCUACACUGACUAUAUAUGACAUCGGGAUUGAGACAAACAUAAGCAUGUACUUUAAAUUGAAACAGACAUGGUUCUCAUUUUUGAUAAUACUCAUCAUCGUUGAAGUGAUUGUCAUCAUCUUGCUGAUCGCCUUCAGGAGACGAAUCCGGGUCGCCAUUGUUCUGCUGAAGGAAGGGAGCAAAGCCAUUGGAUGCAUUCCUAGUACAUUAGUAUAUCCAGUUUUAACUUUCUUUCUGCUCUUAAUCUGCAUUUCCUACUGGGUUGUGACUGCAGUUUUUUUGGCUACAUCAGGAAUACCUAUGUACACAGUUACAGCCACAGAUGAGCCAUGUAUCUAUUCAAAUAAAAUCUGUGAACCAGAGAGUUUUAAUACAACAGAAAUUCCCAAAGUUUGCCCGGGAGCUCAUUGUAACUUUGCUUUCUAUGGUGGUGGAAAGAGUCUGUACCAUGAGUACAUCAAUACCUUCCAUAUAUACAAUCUAUUUGUCUUUAUCUGGCUUGUAAACUUUGUCAUUGCAUUGGGUCAGUGUUCCCUUGCUGGUGCCUUUGCUGCUUAUUACUGGGCCAUGAAAAAACCCGAUGAUAUUCCACCAUUUCCACUUUUUACUGCAUUUGGAUACGCUUUACGAUAUCACACAGGAUCACUAGCAUUUGGAGCUUUAAUUCUUUCAUUAAUUCAAAUAUUUAAAAUGGUCCUAGAAUACAUGGACAGCCAACUUAAAAAAGCCCAAAACAGCAUUUCCAAAUUUCUACAAUGCUGCCUGACGUGCUGCUUCUGGUGUUUGGAAAAAAUGGUAAAGUUUUUAAACAGAAAUGCCUAUAUUAUGAUUGCAAUAUACGGGAAAAACUUCUGCAUAUCAACAAGAGAUGCUUUCAAUCUGCUGAUGAGAAACAUUAUAAAAGUUGCAGUUACAGAUGAAGUUACACACUUUAUAUUGUUCCUGGGAAAAAUUCUAAUUUCUGGGUUUAUAGGUAUCCUGGCCUUCUUGAUCUUCACACAAAAAAUACCAACGAUUAUACAAGGACCAACAUCUUUAAAUUACUACUGGGUACCAUUGCUGACUGUCAUUUUUGGAUCUUAUCUAAUUGCUAAGGGGUGCUUCAGCGUCUAUUCAAUGUGUGUUGAAACAAUUUUUCUCUGCUUCUUGGACGACUUAGAACGAAAUGAAGGUUCUAAAAUAAGACCCUAUUUCGUGAGUCAAUCUCUGAUGAAGAUUUUGAUGGAGAGCGAUAAAUAAGAACCAGUAGAAGAACGAACUGGUCAUCCUGCUGCGUGUUAUCUUCCCGAAUCUGCUGUCUGCGCAACACUUGUUUCAUAAGUGCUUUGUGUUUGGCGACACUGUAUUCACAACCUUGUUGGCUUGCAUUUGCAUGUUUUAUACCAAAGCUUAUAUUGUAAUAAUGUGAAGCCAUCAGAAGUUGCAAGGGAAUUGUUAAUAACAUGGAACAUUUUUAUACUAAGAUCUUUUGUUUUGUAAUUCAUUUUUAAAUAAGAGUGGCUUGGAUGUUUUGAAAAUACAUCUACUGUGUUAAUAUUCUUUUAGAUAUUAGAUUGAAAAAAGGGUACACUAUUAAAUUGAUAGCUCCUAAUAUAUUUUUAAGAUGACAACUAAAAGACUUCUUCUGCAGGGAAAAUUGGUAAACAAAGUGAAAUAAACAUUUUUAGGGCUUUCCCCACUCCUGUUUGACAGUAAACAAGUAAAAGGACCACCCACUCCAGUCUUUGCUGUCUUUAGUAUAGAAUGUUUCCUGUUAAGCAAAUUGCCAAUCAUCCAGCCUUUACUACUUCGUCUGCUGACAAAGUGCCUUACUGGCUAAUACUACCCAGCUUUUGUGGGCAAGUUUACAAACAUUGUUUUUAAAAAUUAAAAUCUGCGAUGUUUAGUGAUUAAAACAAAUCUUCUUGCAUUUGUUUUCCUCUUGCUCACUGAAUGGAACCCAUCGGUCAUUUCACCAUGUUUGAUAAUCUCACUAUUAGAGAGUUCCUUGUGUGGUGUAAACAAUUUCCCUUGUGCCUAAUGGACAUUCAUGAAUGUGUACUAUACACAAGGGAAAAAAUGAUAUUGGGUUUGUUUUUUGCUUUUUUUAAAAAAAAAAGUUUAAAACUGUAAUGUUUUCUAUAGGAUAUCUUUGAAAAUACCAUAAGACUGUAUUUCUCUGUGUUCUCUACACAUUGGAAAGGGAAACUUCUAGCAAUUACAAAGGGAAACUUUACCCAUGAAAGGGUGCUUACAGACAUCAUGUACUGAAAAGGCUCCAUUAUAAAUGAUUGCUUAUUCUCAUCAAAACCUGUUUUAUAUGUGCCAUUUCAUUUUCUAACUUUUGAUACAAAACAGUUUACUUACAAAAUGUUAAUUUUUAUUGUGCCAAUAGAAACAGAAACAGUUUUGAAUUCAGUUUUAAAUAACUUUACUAGCACUACUAACUUUAAAGAAGAUUGAUUCAGUGUUGUAUUUGGUGUAAAAGCAAGGGUUCAUAAAAGUAUUCACCCUAAGGAUAUGUCAAUCAGAUAAUGAUAGUUUGUGAAAGAUUUAGGAAUCAAUCAACAGUAAGUUACUAAUGGUUUAUCUAUUAUCACAUUUAUUUAGAUGUGACUUUAGAUACGUUUAUGCCAAAAAUAAACUGACAUGAGAACAUAACAGUCUGAGCUCUAUAAUCAGUGUGCUUCUGCAGUGCAGAAGUGUUAGGAACCCUUAUUUGAACAUAUUUAAUAACUAAAAUGUUUAAUACUUAAUGGGAUUUGUUGUUACUCAUUGCUUUAAAUAUAUUUGUUUUCUAAUAGAUAUUUAGAUUAAAAACUAUCUGCCUUUUGUUUCUUUAAUCUAGAAAGAGAGAAAAGCUUUUGUUUUUUUAAAUCCUCCCAUACUAUAACAUCAUCUUCUCUGUACUAAGCAUCUAGGGUUGUUAAAGAAUAUCUAUAUUUUUAAAAUUUUCCCUUGGUAAAUCAAGUAAUUGAAACUAAAGAUUUAUCCAAGUUAAUUAUUCAAAUAUAAAUGAGUUAAAAAUGAUGUUUUUAAAAAACCCAAACAAUGGCCUAAACUAGUUAAUUGAUUUUUUAUUUUAAUUUGCCAAAGGUCUGCUCACUCCCUCAUUUGGUUUUUCCAGCUUCAUAAGAAGAAAAUAUCAUUCCUAAGGCAUGGAUAAAUUUAGAGACCCUAAAAAUAUGUGAAGAAUAGUUCACGGUAGUUUUCUAAAACAAGAUUAAAUGAACCUAAUACUGGUCUACCUUAAGCUAAAAGAGCAUCUUUUUCUUUCUUUUUUUUUAAGUUGAAUUAUGUGUUAAAUCUUCAAAAUUAAUUUUCUUUUAAAAUUUAAUGGAUUUCUUUCAAAAGUAAAAUAAAACGAUGUUCUUGCCAUUUUCAGUGUUCUUUUAAAAUGUUAAAUAUAAUAAGAUGUUUAUUAACACAGGUAACAAUUUUCUCUUUAUUUGAUGUUAAAAAUAUAGUUUGGUUUCUAGGAGAAAUCCAAAUUGUGCUUUAGAUCUUAUUACCUCUUACUUUGGGCUGAUAAAGCACUGAUAUUUGCAAAUAAAUUGUAUGUAAUUGGACUAUAA